Molecule: messenger RNA, 924 nt
Organism: Pestalotiopsis fici W106-1
Lineage: Eukaryota; Fungi; Ascomycota; Sordariomycetes; Amphisphaeriales; Sporocadaceae
Exons: 2
Coding region: 1-924 (307 amino acids)
Biological process (GO): carbohydrate transport; transmembrane transport
Cellular component (GO): membrane
Molecular function (GO): carbohydrate:proton symporter activity
Source: RefSeq, a predicted model, not a curated record
AUGCUCUAUUCGGGUGCGAUCAAGGUUGGACUCCCCCUUGUGCAUUCUAAUCCGUCUGCAACUCUGACAGAUCCCACUCCAGGUAUCGUCGCUGGCCUCCUCGUAAACCCGACGUUCAUUGCCAGAUUCCUUGCCGGCCAUGGCGGCGCCGAUGUAACAUCCGAUCACGUCGACUCAUUCGUAAAUGGAAUCCCGGUGGUUUGCUUGCAAGUCUCUGCUGCCGUCGGAUCGCUGAUUGCCGGCCGCGCCCGUGAUAUCGUUGGCCGAAAGAAGUGCCUUCACGGCCUUGCCUUUGUCAUGGGCCGAACCCUUCAAGGCGUCGGUGUCGGUUUCUUCUCCAAAACGGUGCCAGUCAUUCAAGCCGAGAUUGCCGCUCCUCACCGACGCGGCCUCAUGGUGGGAAUAGAAAACACGUUCUUGAUCGGUGGCUACGCGCUACCCACUUGGGUCGAACAUGGAUUUUACUAUCUCAUCCCCAACAAUACAUCUUGGCAGGGACCUUAUUUCAUCCAAAUGGGUCUGGCCUUUGUCUUUUUCUCCAUGUCCUUUAUCCUACCCGAGACCCCAAGAUGGCUGGCACGCAACGGAUUCACCGCAGGAUAUGCACAAACCGUGGCACAUCUCCACCCUCCAGAUGUCAACACCGAGGCACAGCACAUCAAGCAGGUCGUGCUCGAGAUCAUGGAGGCCGUUCGAUACGUGGCCACCCUGGGCGAGUCGACUUGGCGGGCAAUGUUUACGCGGUACCGCAAGAGAACACUCGUCGGCAUCACGGCCCAAAUGUUUGCCCAGAUCAACGACAUCAACGUAAUUUCCUCCUAUCUACCGACUACGUUGGCAGCGGCGGGUUUCAGCGACUACAAGUCCCUCUUGGACAUCGCCGCUAACUCGAUUCCUUGUGUGGCGGCUACCAUUUUGACGUGA